Messenger RNA from Dibothriocephalus latus, 597 nucleotides. Lineage: Eukaryota; Metazoa; Platyhelminthes; Cestoda; Diphyllobothriidea; Diphyllobothriidae. The record is from the annotation of a GenBank genome assembly.
AUGGGUUGGUUUGUAGACUUUGUGCCAGUUUCGGCUGGAACCUGGGAUCUAGGUAACCGCGUCCUCGGUCGGGGAACCGCACUUCUGACUUCGACAUCAGGUGGCGGAGAUUCUCGACUAGACUGGGUUGUGAGUCUUUUUGUCCCCGUCGUCGUCCUGCUACGCGAUCGCGUUCUCGUUCCCAAAGAUGAACUGAAUCAGGAAUCUGAUCCGAUUUCGUUGGAAGUUUACGCGUUCUCCUCACAGUGCUAUAGGGCAGAGCUGGGGCACGUUGCUGCACCUUUGCACGAACGUCUCCACUCGGCCGGACACGUCUAUGGCUCUGUCUUCUUCUUCGUAACCCUUGGUUUCGUCGUGCUCUUUGUGGAUGAAUCAACACUAAUAUCACCCCUGACGGGCUUUUUCGGCAGUUUCUCUACGUUGGUAUUUUCGAGGGUAUCGGUCAGGCCGUUUCCGCUGCUGGCACUGCUACUGCUGCUACUAACGCUUCUUGAGAGCCAUCUCCGACGUUGUGGACCAAAGGCGCCAGAAGUGGUCCUUGGCAGGGUGCUACGUGAAUUGCAUUCGCUCUUCUCGACUGGUGGUUCUGACGGUUGA